Molecule: messenger RNA, 3891 nt
Organism: Psammomys obesus (fat sand rat)
Lineage: Eukaryota; Metazoa; Chordata; Mammalia; Rodentia; Muridae
Gene: Ppp2r2c
Product: protein phosphatase 2 regulatory subunit Bgamma
Exons: 9
Coding region: 83-1426 (447 amino acids)
Biological process (GO): peptidyl-serine dephosphorylation
Cellular component (GO): cytosol; protein phosphatase type 2A complex
Molecular function (GO): protein binding; protein phosphatase regulator activity
Source: RefSeq, a predicted model, not a curated record
GCCCGCGCGCCCGGCGCGACCUCUGCGGAUUGCAUCGGUGUGCGGCGGCGGGGCAUGCCCAGGGCACCGGGCGCGGCCUUCAAUGGGCGAGGACACGGACACGCGGAAAAUUAACCACAGCUUCCUGCGGGACCACAGCUAUGUGACAGAAGCUGACGUCAUCUCCACUGUCGAGUUCAACCACACUGGGGAACUGCUCGCCACAGGUGACAAGGGUGGCCGGGUGGUUAUCUUCCAGCGAGAACCAGAGAGUAAGAACGCGCCUCACAGCCAGGGUGAGUACGAUGUGUACAGCACCUUCCAGAGCCACGAGCCAGAGUUCGACUACCUGAAGAGCCUGGAGAUAGAGGAGAAAAUCAACAAGAUCAAAUGGCUCCCGCAGCAGAAUGCCGCGCACUCGCUGCUGUCCACCAACGAUAAAACUAUUAAAUUAUGGAAGAUCACCGAACGAGACAAGAGGCCCGAGGGCUACAACCUGAAGGAUGAGGAGGGGAAGCUAAAAGACCUGUCCACGGUGACGUCACUGCAGGUGCCUGUGCUUAAGCCCAUGGACCUGAUGGUGGAGGUGAGCCCGAGGAGGAUCUUUGCCAAUGGCCACACCUACCACAUCAACUCCAUCUCUGUCAACAGCGACUGUGAGACGUACAUGUCGGCAGAUGACCUACGCAUCAACCUCUGGCAUCUGGCCAUCACUGAUCGGAGCUUCAAUAUUGUAGACAUCAAGCCAGCCAACAUGGAGGACCUCACAGAGGUGAUCACAGCAUCCGAGUUCCAUCCCCACCACUGCAACCUCUUCGUCUACAGCAGCAGCAAGGGCUCCCUGAGGCUCUGUGACAUGCGAGCAGCUGCCCUGUGCGACAAGCACUCCAAGCUCUUUGAAGAGCCCGAGGACCCCAGCAACCGCUCCUUCUUCUCUGAGAUCAUCUCCUCGGUAUCCGACGUGAAGUUCAGCCACAGUGGGCGUUACAUGCUCACGAGGGAUUACCUCACAGUCAAGGUCUGGGACCUGAACAUGGAGUCGAGGCCCAUAGAGACCUACCAGGUCCAUGACUACCUGCGGAGUAAGCUCUGCUCCCUGUAUGAGAGUGACUGCAUCUUUGACAAGUUUGAGUGUGCCUGGAAUGGGAGUGACAGUGUCAUCAUGACAGGGGCCUACAACAACUUCUUCCGCAUGUUCGACCGAAACACCAAGCGGGAUGUGACUCUGGAGGCCUCCAGGGAGAGCAGCAAACCCAGGGCGGUGCUCAAGCCAAGGCGCGUGUGUGUGGGUGGCAAGCGGCGGCGGGAUGACAUCAGUGUGGACAGCCUGGACUUUACCAAGAAGAUCCUGCACACGGCCUGGCACCCAGCCGAGAAUAUCAUUGCCAUUGCGGCCACCAACAACCUGUACAUCUUCCAGGAUAAGGUCAAUUCUGACAUGCACUAGCCGGCCUCAGUGGCCCUCCUGGCCACCUCUGUAGGGGGGCAGGAUGAUCAUGGUGGCCAUCGUGGGGACAUGAGUCCCUAGGAUGGAGUCGCCUUGGAUGGUAAUUGCCAGUUUAAAGAAAGGAAAGGAAGGAGCCUCAGUCACAGGUGAUAAAACAGAUGUGCCUGGUGGGUCUUGGUCCAGGGUUCCUUUGUUUACGCCCUACCUGUCUCAGGCUAGGCCUUUCAUUAUUAUCAGGACUUUAUUCAUGUCCAGGGUGAUUUUACUGCAGUGGAUCAGUUUCUACCAGGGAAAGUAAAGCUGGUCUGUGAUGGGGCUUCAGAGAAAGAGUGAAGUUCACAGUGCAGUCAGGAUCUUCAGAUCCUCAAGGGAGCCAGCCACAUGCCCCGGUUCAGCCCUUCUGGUUCAUGUUGGAUUUAGGAUGGUGAAUCCUCAGAGUGCUGGCAAUGCCAGCUCCUCACUUGGGUGUUUGGGCUGUCUUGUGCCAGGCCAGGGCAGGCUCUGAGAGGCAGAGCUGAAGUCCUACGGUUAAUCGUGAGGCAGGGCUGGGUUCCUUGUGUGGGUUUUCCAGGCUGGGGCAAGUCCUGAGAAGCAGGACAGGGGACCCCGUGUGGCUAUAGCCCUCACCUCACUGCCGUCCGUUUGUGAGUGCCCACCGCACGCUGGGCAUGGUGCUCAGCCCACGGUGACUGUGGCCGGAUCCCCACAGCCCACUCUAUGAUGGCUUUGCUGUCGCCCUCCCACGCUAGCCUGUCACCUUCCCACGGCUGACGGUGGGGCCUGUCCUUGACUGUAGAAUCCUCAUGUCCGAGAAGCAAGUGUGUCUCUUCAUUUCCGUAAAUCCCAGCUGAGAGCCAAGCUCUGCUGGAGCUGGAGGGUGGUUACCGCCCCCUCUGUACACAGGAGGAAACCAAGGCUCUGAGCAGAGAAACAGGGUGCUUAAGGAGUCACCCCCUGAGGGCUGAGUUGGGGUCCCAUGCAGGUCUUUUCCAUAGGCUCUUUCCAACCCACCACACUGGUGCCUGGUCCUCAAGCAGCAUUCCAAGGGAAGGCUUUGGAAGAAAAGCAUCUCCAUGCUGUGCAGGCAGAGCAGAUGCGCUGGUGACGGGACGGCACGAGAGAGAAGAUGGAGAAGAUGGCAUCCGGCUUGCCUCCCCAGAUGCUCUUCACCCAUGUUGUACUCGAGGCUUUCUCCUCACCCUCCCGGCUGUUCCCCAUGGAGGUUGCAUGCGGCCAGGCAGCCCCAGAGGACGUUUACUCAGACCUCCCCAGGGCGGUAGGUCAGUGGCCAUUCAGAAACCCCUGCUCCAUCCUCACUCCUGGAAUCCCGAAAACGCAGAGCUUGGCGUUUGGACCCUGGAAGUGGAGAGCAGAGGGGCUUUAGUUUUCACAGCAUGGACUUCCACCCAGGAAACAGAUGCGACGGAGUUUUUUUUUUUUUCCUCAAUGGAUCAAGGCAUCCUUGUGUGUGUCAAAGCACAAACCGCAUGCACACUCACUUCCGGCCAUGUAUUUACACAGAAACUGGGUCCAUUACAUUCUUUUUUUUUUUUUUUUAAAUCAACAUGAAUGAAGAAUGUUUGUUUAUCUAUCACUGUAAAAUUCAGGCGCUCUGGACAGUAUUAUAUGUACAUAUUGACCCUGAUUCAAGGUAGCAAUCAAAAGAUUGGGCAACUUUCCCCUCUUGUAAAGGAUUUGAAGAAUGUGGCCAGUUGUAUAUAAAUCCCGUGGAAGCCAAAAAUCCAGGUGAGAGGGCCUUACACACUGGCCUGGAUCUCUGGCCCACCCAUCUGCCUUUGCGGUUCAGCAUUUUAGAGAGGAUACUCGCCCUGGGAGCUGGGAUGCUGCUGUCAGAUCACAGGUUUCACUCGUUCCUUCUUCAAAGUCAAAUCUUACAAGGUCUUCAAAAGGCGGGGUCUUUUUGCACAUGCCCCUGGUUUCUAGACUUGUUUUAAACGUUGGGUACCAAAGUAGAAAGGAAAAAGAAAGACAAGAAGAUGUCAGAAGAAAAGCAUGUCUUUGGGACCCCAGGAAAUCACCCAGGUCCAGAGCGGACUGCGAAUAAUAUUGUGUGUAUUGAUUGAGGAAAAGGUGUAAAGGGGGGGAGGGGCAGUGUGAGAAGAGGCAGAAGGACCAGAACCUCGAAAGGCGCAGCAGACUUUGCCAUCUUUCUCUGCUUAAGUUUCUCUGGUCUUGAAUAUGUGGCAUUUCCCAUAAUCAUUGCGACAUUGUUGGGGUUUUGAGUUUUGUUUUCUUCGGCUUUGAUUCUUCUCCGAGGGCAAAGCCCUCGGAGGGUGUUGGGUAUGUAUGUACGUGCUGGUAACACAGUCAGGCCCAGUCAUUUGGGGUUCUGUGGCUCAUAGGUGCAUUUUUUUUUCCUUCGGUGUCUCACAAAUUAUCCAACUGUUGAAUAAAAUUAUAAAUAUGUUAAUACCAGCUUUUUCCAAUAAAAUAACAAAUGUUAC